AUGGCUAUGACUAGUGAAAGCAGCACUGCGCUGAAUACUGUGAGCACUAUGAACACGAUGCCCGCCGCUACCACCACCACGCCUCCGCCGCUCAGUGCCCCCACGGGCCUGCCCAAUACCCAGGCUGCCAUUGCCGCCUCGUUUACGAAUUUCCUCGGUGUUGCUAUGCACCAAAUACUAUUCCUACGAUCUGUCUAUCCGCGAGCGACUUUCCUUCCCGUGCGAGCAUAUAAUUAUCCAGUUCGACAAUCACGGCACCCAAAAGUAUGUGAUUAUAUUAGCGAUGUGGCUCUUGCUGUUGAAACCGAAAUCUUAAAAGGCACAAUCACUGCCGUCACCGUGAUUAUCUCAUCAGUCCGCACAAAUCAGCCAAUGGAGCGAUAUGCGUUCGAUUUAUCAGGCUUCCCGCACGUGCCUGUCGGGGAGAUUUACACCACAUUCGAUGGACGCAACGAAGAAGCGACGAGACCGGCAUCAACAGCACAUUCGAUCGAUCUCGAAUCGCAGUUUCGUGCUUGUUUAGCCAGGCUGGCAUCUGCCUGUGCACGGCUGACACCAUUACCACGAGAUGACGAGUUCGGAUUUACUGUAUGCAUCGAAGUUCGGGAAGACGCACUCCCACCGGUCGGCACCACCAAGGAGGAGCAAACCUGGAUUGUCGCCGAACCGGGCCAGGUGCAUGUUCGAUCGUGCACAGCUCCGUUUUCUGUCAGCAAGCUGGGCAGUCAUUCGGACCAACCGGCGCUACCUAAGAUUAACGGCAGGGCUAAGACAGUGCCUGUACGCCGAGUCGAGGCGGGUGAAUUACGUCUAGAGUUAUGGGUUGAGGAAGCGAGGCAAAAGUUUGACGAGCAGCUUCUCUAG
This is a messenger RNA of Talaromyces atroroseus, 864 nucleotides long. RefSeq lists its product as hypothetical. NCBI's taxonomy places the organism in Eukaryota, Fungi, Ascomycota, Eurotiomycetes, Eurotiales, Trichocomaceae. The transcript has a single exon. The record is from RefSeq and is a predicted model, not a curated record. The coding region runs from base 1 to 864 and encodes 287 amino acids. Gene Ontology annotation, cellular component: zeta DNA polymerase complex.